Messenger RNA from Asparagus officinalis (garden asparagus), 1208 nucleotides. RefSeq names its product AUGMIN subunit 8-like. Gene Ontology annotation, cellular component: cytoplasm; nuclear microtubule; centrosome. The transcript has 5 exons. Gene Ontology annotation, molecular function: microtubule binding. The record is from RefSeq and is a predicted model, not a curated record. NCBI's taxonomy places the organism in Eukaryota, Viridiplantae, Streptophyta, Magnoliopsida, Asparagales, Asparagaceae. The coding region runs from base 289 to 699 and encodes 136 amino acids. Gene Ontology annotation, biological process: centrosome cycle; spindle assembly.
AUAGAAAAGGAUUCUACACAUGCUGAGAGAAGUGUGGCACAUAGAAGCACCCAGGAGCUGAUAAUGUGAUGUCAUGGCCUUGAAUCCUCAGGAGCCGGUCAUUUCAGACUUGAGGCGAAUUUCGUCUUGAUCUUACUUUCUGAUAUCCUCAUUCAUUCAGACGUCACAAAGGCCGGCCUCCAUUUUGUCUGUACAGUGAAAGAGUUUUUCUGUUUCCUGUGGCUUUAACCGUGCAGAUAGAUUCCUCAGUCUAUUCAGAGAGAUCAUGGAAGCCAACUGAAGCAAGAGAUGAUGCUGAACUUAAUUCUGAGAGAACAGACAUCAUAUCUUGAAGAAUGGGCUGUAUUGGAUAUGGAUUACAAUAAUUCAUUAUCGGGGGCAAUUGGAGCUUUGAAGGCAAGCACACUCCGACUUCCAGUUUCAGGGGGUGCAAGGGGUGAUGCACAUGCUGUGAAGCAUGCUAUUAGUUCGGCAGUUGAUGUAAUGCAAGUAAUGGGAUCUUCCAUCUGCAACUUGCUAUCAAAGGUAGAAAGUACGGGAGUGCUUGUGUCUGAACUUGCGGCUGUUGCAGCAAAAGAGAGAGCCAUGCUUGACGAAUGCAGAGAACUACUAGCUUCAACAACGGGAAUGCAGGUUCAAGAAUACAGCCUCAGAACACAACUCAUACAACUGAAACAGAGAGAUCGUAAGGUUCUAUAGCGACCGUGGACUCAUACAGUUGAAGCCAAGAGGUUUACAAGGGGGCCGUGACAUUUUCUCGACCCGUGCCCUCUCUCAUUGCUAACAACUUACAUCCAUGUAAAGUAAAUACAUGUUUGUGCAGUGAGUGUAAAUUCGUUUUACCAUGGUGGGAGAUUACUCUUCCAGAUCCUAAUGUAAUUUUUGUAAAACUCACCAACAAAAAGAAGAGAAAAGAAAUUAGGAAGGAAGUAAAGGGGAUAGAAGCAUUGUGCACUUGGUGUUACUACCUACUCAUCAUCAGUAACAGCUUCAGUUUGGCAGGAAAGCCAUGAUCACUGAGUAUAAGUAAAAUUGAAGCUUUAAGGGAUAUACCUUCAUGACCACAAUGUUCUCGUUUUGCUUUGUAAUUUGCUAUGAUAUUUUGCUUCUGACUGUGAAGAAUUUGGCUGGGCAUGAUGAUGUCCUCCCCAAAUACCUUUGAUUCAAUUACCUGUACAAAUGAACUUUUCCCCCCCUUUUUUUGGUGA